Messenger RNA from Anguilla anguilla (European eel), 2224 nucleotides. RefSeq names its product histidine ammonia-lyase-like. Gene Ontology annotation, molecular function: histidine ammonia-lyase activity. Lineage: Eukaryota; Metazoa; Chordata; Actinopteri; Anguilliformes; Anguillidae. The transcript has 20 exons. Gene Ontology annotation, biological process: L-histidine catabolic process. Bases 295 to 1887 code for a protein of 530 amino acids. Gene Ontology annotation, cellular component: cytoplasm. The record is from RefSeq and is a predicted model, not a curated record.
GAAAAAAACCGCCAGGAGCCAUUUUUCAGAAGCACCCAAUGGUGACUCUUUCAGGAACUGGGUGGAUCCUUUUUCUGCAUGUCACCUGACCGAAGAACCGUAUAUAUAGAUGUGAAGUUAUGGUUCUGCACUACUUAUCUGGAUAAGCCCUCUGGAGAAACAGCAGGAAAAGGUAAGGUGAAAGGCACUUCUCAAAGGGACAGGAUUUCAAGUACUUUAUCGCAUACUUUCACCUGAAGUCCAGUUGUUUAAAGACAUCAAACCUCUGGACUAUCUUCAACCCCCCAAAGAACCAUGGCUUUGCAAAAACAGUGUAUUUCCCUGGAUGGAAACAGUCUCACUACAGAAGACCUGAUUAGCUUGGGAAAGGGGCUCCUCAGGAUAAAGUUGACCCCAGAGGCAGAGGAAGGAGUGAAGCGGGCUAGAGAAAUUGUUGAUAAUAUCAUUGCACAAGACAAAGUUGUUUAUGGAAUCAACACAGGUUUUGGAAAACAUGCCAAUACAGUCAUAUCAAAGGACAAACUCAAGGAGCUGCAGGAAAACCUGGUCCGCUCACAUGCAGCAGGUGUGGGCAGUCCGCUGAGCCCCGAGAGAACCAGGAUGCUUCUGGCUCUGAGGAUCAACGUCCUGGCCAAAGGGCACAGCGGCAUCUCCUUGGAAGCCCUCCACGCGAUUAUCGACGCUUUCAACGCAUCCUGCCUGUCCCUCGUCCCUGAGAAGGGGACAGUUGGUGCCAGCGGAGACCUCGCCCCGCUGUCCCACCUGGCCCUAGGGCUAAUGGGAGAGGGGAAGAUGUGGUCACCAGAGACUGGCUGGGGCGAAGCUAAAAGCGUGCUGGAGGCUCAUGGACUAAAACCUCUCUCUCUGAAGCCUAAAGAGGGCCUGGCUCUGAUAAACGGGACCCAGAUGAUCACGUCUCUGGGUGCGGAGGCCGUGGAAAGAGCCCUGGCCAUCGCCAGACAGGCUGACAUCAUCGCUGCGCUCACCCUGGAGGUGCUGAAGGGGACCACCAAGGCCUUCGACAGCGAUAUCCAUGCGGUGCGGCCACACCUGGGGCAGAUGCAGGUGGCCUGGAGGUUCCGCUCCGUGCUGGACUCUGAUGUCUUCUCCUCCGAGAUCACAGAGAAAAACAGACCACAUCAGCGAGUGCAAGAUGCCUACAGCCUGCGAUGCAGCCCACAGGUCCAUGGUGUGGCCAAUGACACCGUUGCUUUUGUCAAGAGUAUCCUGUCCACUGAGAUGAACAGUGCCACAGACAACCCUUUGGUUUUUCCUGAACGAGACCUGAUUAUAUCAGGAGGAAAUUUCCAUGGCGAGUAUCCAGCCAAGGCCCUGGACUUCCUGGCCAUCGGGGUCCACGAGCUGGCCAGCAUCAGCGAGAGGAGGAUCGAGCGGCUCUGUAACCCCUCUCUGAGCGAGCUGCCCGCCUUCUUGGUCAAUGAAGGGGGCCUGAACUCAGGGUUCAUGAUUGCACACUGUACAGCUGCGGCUCUAGUGUCAGAGAAUAAAGUGCUGUGCCACCCUUCUUCUGUGGACUCCUUGUCCACCAGCGCUGCCACUGAGGACCACGUGUCCAUGGGUGGCUGGGCAGCCAGGAAGGCCCUGAGAGUGGUGGAGCAUGUGGAACAAGUUCUGGCCAUUGAGCUACUGGCUGCCUGUCAGGCCCUGGAGUUUCAUCGACCCCUGAAGAGCACAGCCCCGCUGGAGGAAGUCCAUCGGCUCGUACGCUCGGUCGUCAGGCCUUGGGACCGUGACCGUUUCAUGAAUCCUGACAUCGAGGCAGUUCACAAACUCCUGAGAGAGGAAAAGGUGUGGGAAGCGGUUCAUCCGUACAUGGAGCAAUACAGUGAGAGAUAUGGACCGAAACCAUCUGAUCAGGGGGAGUAAAUCACCAGGCUUCACUGAGGAGUCCUUCUGCUUCGACUCGCUCAUAGAAGACUCACGACAGAACACUACUGCAGUUUACAUUCCUUGACAAUGUUGUAAUGAUUGCUUUUGUAUCAAAUCUGACACUUUCAAUCUGAUUUUUACUUUGUUAUUCUACGUAAACUUUUUUUUCACAUAUAAUUUUUUAGCUGACUUUAAAUACUGUAAUAAAUCUUAAAUUUGAUCAUGAAUUCACUGUGUAAUGUUCAUUGUUGCAAUAUCUUAUCUUUACAUGUAAUAUUAUACCUUUUUGAAGCAAAUAUGCAAAUAUUGAUAAAGAAUAAAGUUUAGCUUUUUA